Liolophura sinensis is the source of this 6301-nucleotide messenger RNA. Its product is annotated as collagen alpha-5(IV) chain-like. The record is from RefSeq and is a predicted model, not a curated record. Gene Ontology annotation, cellular component: extracellular matrix; collagen trimer. The coding region runs from base 1 to 4926 and encodes 1641 amino acids. The transcript has 41 exons. Gene Ontology annotation, molecular function: extracellular matrix structural constituent. NCBI's taxonomy places the organism in Eukaryota, Metazoa, Mollusca, Polyplacophora, Chitonida, Chitonidae.
AUGGGGCCUUUCCGAGUUCUCCCCUCACCGUUCUUCUUGAAGACUACGAGCUUCAGACUUACGUUAGUACACGGGCAAGGAUACCGACUUGGGGUAGGGACGUUCGUUCCCCAACAGUCGCUCAUUGCCUUCCUCUUGCUCAUUCUGGUCUAUGUUAACGCCGUCUACGGAGCGUCUUGUGGAGGUUGUGCAGGAACUGCGUGUAUAUGUAAAGGGGAUAGAGGCCCACAGGGUGCCACUGGUCUGCCAGGUCUUCAGGGCCCACCUGGCUUACCUGGAUUCCCAGGGCCGGAGGGACCUUUUGGGGUAAAAGGAUUCAAAGGUGAUAGUGGCGAUGCUGGAGGACGAGGUCCUAAAGGACUAAGAGGUGCUCAAGGUCUGCCUGGAUUUACUGGUGUGCCUGGUAUCCCAGGUCAGCUUGGCCUCGAAGGUCGUGUGGGACCCCGUGGGAUUCCAGGUUGUAACGGUACAAAGGGUUAUGCCGGUCGCCCAGGUAAACCUGGUUUAGAUGGUUAUCCUGGCCCCCCUGGUUACCCAGGUCCUGAUGGUAUCAAGGGUCCCCCAGGAGAACCAAACGGGCUGGCGUAUGGGCUGAAGGGAGAACCAGGUUUGCUAGGACGAGAUGGAAUUGAUGGACCUCAAGGCACACCUGGACAGCCAGGUGAGAGAGGAGACCAGGGGGAGGCUGGACCCAGGGGACAACCGGGUCCUCCUGGGGGUCCGGGCCUCAAAGGGAUGAGUGGUAACACUGUGAAGGGCAUCAAAGGUAUUCGGGGUAUUGCUGGUCCGGCGGGUCCCCCAGGGGAAGUGGUGACCAUCAUAUCUGGGGUCAAGCAGGCGGAGAUCACAGAAAGCGGCCCACCCGGAGAAAAGGGUUACACUGGUGACCCGGGACUGGAAGGACUGCCGGGGUUACCGGGCCCACCUGGAAAUGAUGGUCUACCAGGUCUAGUUGGGCCAAAGGGUGGUAAGGGAAACCCUGGUCCUCCCGGCAGACUGGGUAAGCGCGGAAAAGAAGGAAACCCUGGACCUUUUGGUGCCAAGGGUAUGAUAGGAGAAAAGGGCUUCCCAGGCAUCCCAGGACGGAUAGGUCUCAAGGGUAUGAGGGGAGAUGAAGGGUUUCCUGGACGUCCAGGUCUCGUAGGUUUACCAGGUUUACCUGGAAACGUGACAGGUGGAGUGAGUUUAAUUCCUGGUUUCCCAGGAUUACAAGGUCCUGACGGCAUUCCUGGACCAAAGGGUGAACCAGGUCGAGAUGGUGGCAUCGGUAGGCCGGGUUCCCCUGGCUUACCUGGCCUUCCAGGGCGUGACGGACUGCCCGGCAGUCGUGGUGUACCUGGGUACUCCCAGAAAGGUGAUCGAGGAGAGCCAGGUUUCCCAGGCCCUGAUGGUACCCCAGGUACAAUAGGCUUCCCAGGACAGGCAGGUCUGCCAGGAGAGAAAGGUCGCCCAGGGGAGACUAUCGUUGGGCCGCCAGGUGAGCCUGGUCGUCCAGGGCAGGAUGGCUUGCCAGGUCUGCGCGGGCUGCCAGGUGACCCAGGAUAUCCGGGAGCCAAGGGUUUGCCGGGGAAACUCAUCAGCACCAUCCAAUUAGAGGGUUUUCCAGGACAGCCAGGUGAUAGGGGCUUCCCCGGGGAUAAUGCUCCUGACGGCCUUCCAGGUCUGCCGGGACCUAAAGGUUUGCGUGGAGACGACUGUGGACGAUGUGCUGAUGGCGUUCCAGGGACGAGAGGUGACGUGGGUAACGAAGGGCUGCCAGGCCGUGCGGGUUUCAUCGGGCCUGAUGGUUUCAUGGGUCUGAAGGGAGAACCUGGUUUACCUGGCUUACCUGGACCUGAUGGCAUUCCUGGCCCACCUGGAUUACCGGGCCGUGAUGGCUCACGAGGCUACAGAGGCCAGAAGGGAGAGAGAGGUGACUAUGAGAUUCCACCAGACUUCAAAGGGCAGAAGGGUGAACCUGGUUUCCCUGGUUUAGAAGGUCGGGAUGGUUCAAGAGGCCCCGUGGGUAACAGAGGAUCCCCAGGGGAACCUGGACUGCCAGGCUUUGAUGGUGAGCCAGGUCUGCCCGGUCUGGAUGGGUUGGAUGGUAUCCCUGGAGUCGACGGCAUCCCUGGACCUAAAGGCUUACCUGGGGACCCGUCAUAUGGGUUGCCGGGAAGAAAGGGGGAGCCAGGCUUGCCAGGGUUGGAUGGGUUACCAGGUGCUCCAGGGUUCAAAGGAAUGCGGGGUGAAGCAGCCCUUCCUCCACUCGGAUAUGAGUAUCCGGGAGAACCUGGAGACAGAGGUCCCUUUGGGCCUAACGGAAUGGAUGGUUUACCAGGUCUACCAGGUUUGGCCGGUGACCCAGGCCUACCCGGGCAAGAUGGAUUCCCUGGGCCCAAGGGCAUGCGCGGCACGGACGGAUAUCCAGGAGAACCAGGCAGACGCGGUCCAGAUGGGUCUAAAGGAUUCCCAGGUAUUCCGGGGGAUCCCGGCCUCCCUGGUCUGGAUGGUUUACCUGGGAUGAGGGGUGAAGACGGCUUACCUGGUCAGCCAGGAAGACAGGGUGACCGUGGUGAGCCAGGACGCAGUCUCACUCUGGGACUACCGGGCCUACCUGGAGAGAUAGGCCCAACUGGGAUGCCAGGUACACCAGGUUCAGAUGGUUACCAGGGGAUGCCAGGGCGGCCAGGUCAAGAUGGCUUCCCAGGAAUGCCAGGUUUGGAUGGUGUUGAUGGUAUCCCAGGAGAGCCCGGGGCACCAGGACUGGACGGGGAUCCUGGGGAGCCAGGUCGACCGGGACUGCCUGGUCCCAGGGGACCAAGUGGAGAUUCAGGUUUACCUGGCCUGGCGGGUCAGAGAGGCACGGAUGGUUUACCUGGGGCACCUGGUCUCCAGGGACCUACUGGAGACCCAGGUUUGCCAGGUCUGCCAGGGCUGGAUGGAGAAGACGGUAUACCUGGCAGAAUUGGGGAGCCAGGAUUACCUGGUCUCCCAGGGUUACCAGGUCUGAAGGGUGAUAUGGGUGAUGCUGGUCGCCCCGGCACCCCAGGGCGAGACGGAUUAGAUGGGUUACCUGGACUAGACGGUCGUAAAGGAGGUUCGGGCGACCCUGGACUGAGAGGCCUGGAUGGACGGCCAGGUAUUCCAGGCAGGAAAGGUGGACGUGGCCUGGAUGGCUUACCUGGUGGGCGAGGUUUGCCUGGUGACCCAGGAUACUACGCAGCUAAGGGAGAGCCUGGAUUGCCCGGGCUGCAAGGAGUGCCUGGGUUACGAGGCCGCCCAGGUGAGGACGGCUUACCUGGCAGGAAAGGAGAGCCAGGUGUACCAGGGCCUAGCUUACCUGGACGUGUAGGUGAGAAAGGAUAUCCAGGUGAGCCUGGCAGAGAUGGUUUUCCUGGUUCGCCAGGCUUCAAGGGAUCUGUGGGUGACAUGGGACUGCCAGGUUUGGAUGGACUGCCAGGAGAGUCAGGUAGAGAUGGUUUCCCAGGAGAACCAGGUAGAGAUGGCAUACCUGGCCUAAAGGGACCUGAUGGAGAACCAGGCUUACCUGGAUUACCUGGGGUUGGAGGAGAAAGAGGCACAUCGGGAUUACCUGGUGUACCUGGCCGCAAAGGUGAACCUGGAGAUGCAGGUCAGUUUGGGCUCCCAGGUCUUCCUGGUCCAGUAGGUCGUCCUGGUGAGGACGGCCUUCCAGGGCGGAUGGGCAAUGAUGGCUUCCCGGGGCAGAAGGGAGAACCUGGCCCCAGCGGACCAGAUGGGUUCCCAGGAGAGCAGGGAGGUCGGGGCGAGGAUGGAUUCCCUGGUAACCCUGGCGACAGAGGGCGGGAUGGAGAUCCUGGAUUGCCUGGUCGCUCAGGCUCACCCGGCUUUAAGGGUCUCCCUGGAGAUACAGGCUAUGUAGGCCUGCCAGGUAUACCUGGUGAAGACGCCCCAUUUGAUCAGCCAGGUGAGCGUGGUGAAGACGGGAUCCCCGGAGUGUCAGGCUUACCGGGCAGGACAGGCCAACCAGGUGACCCAGGAUUUGAUGGGCGACCGGGCAGGAAAGGUGAACCAGGGGUGCCAGGUGUGGGACUGAAGGGAAUAAAGGGGGAGCCAGGUCUGUCAGGACUACCAGGUCUGCCAGGUAUUGAUGGAUAUCCGGGAUCACCUGGGGAGCCAGGCUUACCUGGACUGCCAGGUUUUAAGGGUGACCCAGGGCCGAAUGGCCCACCAGGGCCAGAUGGCAGACCAGGUCUCCCAGGGCCAGAUGGACCCCCGGGUUUGAAUGGCCUGCCGGGUUUGGGCGGGUUUAAGGGAGAACCUGGGUACCCAGGUUUGCCUGGCUUGGAUGGCAUGAAAGGGUUGCCAGGAGACAACGGUUUUCCAGGAAAUGCAGGCAGAGAUGGCCCCAGAGGAGACCCAGGUGUACCUGGUCGCAAGGGAGAGCCUGGUUACUUACAGAGACCAGUGGAGCUGCCACCCCAGAAGGGAGAACCAGGAGACGUGGGCUUCCCGGGAGCUCCUGGGUUUCCAGGCCCUGUGGGUGAAUCAGGUUUACCUGGAGUGGAUGGUAUGCGUGGUACCGAUGGCAGGCCCGGGCUGUAUGGUUUACCUGGAAUCUCGGGACGCAAGGGAGAGAGGGGUCCAUUUGGAAGAGAGGGGUUACGGGGUCUGCCUGGUCUGGAGGGACCCCCAGGGUUUCAGGGAUCACCUGGACAGCCUGGUCCCUCAGGAGGAGCGUACGGCUUCCAUUUCGCAAGACACAGUCAGACCUCAGAAGUCCCCAACUGCCCCGAGAACACAGUACGGUUGUGGACGGGUUACUCGCUCCUUUUUGUGCAGGGAAACAGCCGAGCAGCAGGGCAGGAUCUUGGUAACAGCGGAAGUUGCUUAAGGAGGUUCCACACAAUGCCGUUCAUGUUCUGUAACAUCAACAACGUUGUGCACAGUAUCCUGGAGAAAUGACUACAGCUAUUGGCUCUCCACCCCAGAGCCCAUGACCCCAUGAUGAAACCCCGUCCGUGGGGACCAGAUCAAGCCCUUCAUCAGCAGGUGUUCAGUCUGUGAAUCCAUCUCUCAGGUCAUUGCUGUCCACAGUCAGACCAUGGUCAUCCCAGACUGUCCACGAGGAUGGUCUGGCCUCUGGAUAGGCUACAGCUUCGUCAUGCACACUGGAGCAGGAGCUGAAGGGACAGGUCAAUCUCUCGACUCCCCAGGUUCCUGUCUAGAAGAUUUCCGCUCAUCUCCGUUCAUUGAGUGUCACGGCAAAGGCACAUGUAAUUACUAUGCCACCUCAUACAGUUUCUGGAUGUCCACUAUAGACAGAAACCAGCAAUUUGUCAGACCUCUCUCAGACACUCUUAAAGCCGGCGAUCUCAGGCGGCGAAUCAGUAGAUGUAAAGUUUGCUUGAAAAUAGCUUAAAGAAUUUCAACAAUUUAAAACACAGAGGAAAAAAAUGGCAAUAUAUAUUGGUUAGGGUUUUUUCUAUUCUUAAUCAAGGAGCACAUUUCCAGAAGGGUGGGAUAUGUGCACCAGUAGUUUUCUCUCCAGGUUUGGUUAUAUUUAUGCGCAUUGGGCCUGGAGACGAAAGACAGACGUUAUUCAACGAAGAUUUUAAUUUCCACAUUCGUAUGGAUUAUUCAGCGAAUCUUACUUCUGAACUGAUGGAAGGUGUCAGUAAUUCUCAUUAUUACCGUGUUUUUAUACUCAUAAUUAAAACUGAAUUGCCAUAGUCUGAUAUGUUUUUGAUAUAGGUUUUGUGUCUAGCCAAGCUCACUGUAUGAUACGCAGCAUGAUUUCUGUAUUUAGUUCGGGUUUUUUUUUUUUUUACGAUAUUUUAUCGUAAUAGCAACAUACUGUACAUGUUCUGGGUUUGGAAGGAUGGACUAAUUUUGAUGGCUCUGAUAAGUUUCAGUGAAAAAAUUUGGUUGAAUAAAUCUUUUGGACUUAAAUUUAUCCAUGCCACCAAUUUUCAUGUGUCACACCGCCAUGUUGCAGUAGCUGUAUUAAAAAUGUGUGUUCUAGUUUAGAGAAGCCACCAUUGUUUGUUCAGACAGGUGGCUCCCCCAAGUGCCAAUCGUCCGUAUUAAAAAUGUAAACUGGUAGUGUAUUCAUAUAUAAUAUUACCUGACCUUUUUUUUUUUCGUUGUUCUUAUGUUUGUCUCGUUCUUUCAGCCUGUGGAAUGGCUGAUGAUAAUAACACUGCCAUGUUUUUGUUUGAUGUAAGGGAAUAUACAUGUAUCUGUGAUGUUAGGACUCUCAGCUCCAACAACGUUUAAUACAAAACUGUACAGAUUGUCUUUUAACCCAAAUCUCUUUGAACUGUGCAAAGGGUUUGCU